CCCGUGACCCGGACGCGAUCGGGCAAGAGGCGCCAUGGCGCGGAGCGACCGGAGGCUUCGAGACAGAGAGGGGCGCAGAGAGACACACAGAGAGACACAGAGAGACAGAGAGACCACGUAGAGAGACAACGUAGAGACAGAGAGGGGCGCAGAGAGACACAGAGAGACACAGAGAGAGAGACCACGUAGAGAGAGACAGAGAGAGACCACGUAGAGAGAGACACAGAGAGACAGAGAGGGGCGCAGAGAGACACAGAGAGAGACCACGUAGAGAGAGACAGAGAGGGGCGGAGAGAGACACAGAGAGAGACACAGAGAAAGACCACGUAGAGAGAGAUAGAGAGACACAGAGAGACAGAGAGGGGCGCAGAGAGACAGAGAGAGACCACGUAGAGAGAGACAGAGAGACAGAAAGACCACGUAGAGAGACAACGUAGAGAUACAACGUAGAGACAGAGAGGGGCGUAGAGAGACACAGAGACCACGUAGAGAGACAACGUAGAGACAGAGAGAGACACACAGAGAGACACGUAGAGAGAGGCACGUAGAGAGACAACGUAGAGAUACAACGUAGAGACAGAGGGGCGUAGAGAGAGAGACACACACAGAGACCACGUAGAGAGACCGAGCGACACGUAGAGACAGAGAGGGGCGUAGAGAGACGCAGAGAGAGACACAGAGACCACGUAGAGAGAGACACAGAGAGACAACGUAGAGGCAGAGAGACAGGGGCGUAGAGAGACAACGUAGAGCCACAGAGACACGUCGAGAGACAGAGUAGAGAGAGAGAGCACGUGGACACGUAGCGACACACGCUGCAGUUUACAGAUACGCAGAGAUGCGUAGAGAACAUUCAGAGGUGCGUUGAGAUAUUGCACCGAGAUGCAUCGGCACAGGGAUACAAAGACGCAGUAUCUGCACACACACAGUGGCACGCAAGGGCCCAGAUACGUGAGACGUGGCGGUGUGCAGCAUACACAGAGGGAGAUGGACAUUUAGAGAGAGACGCAGCGACGUGGAGAGGCGUUGUAUACCUACGACACGAUAUUUAGACGGCGUACAGAGUGGUUAACCAGACAUACACAGAGAGACACCGAGGACAGGGAGAGGCAGACGGAGAGACACCGAGGCAGAUAGAAAGACAGAGAGAGAGAGAGAGACACACACAAAGACACAGAGACAACAUUACACACAGCACGCAUAGGGCCACAGCGAGACGUAAAGACAGAUACGGGGACAUCGGGGCAUAUAGCAACUCACGUGGACAAGAGGCAGAGUCACAAAGAGACACACAGACACGACAUCGAGAGACAGGGAGAGAGAGAGACCACCCCACACACCCCCCUGCGUCGCCCGGGCUCUGGACGCUUCAGCUGCCGCCAGCAGCACCCCAAGACCCUGCAACCUCUCUACAGCAGCGGCAAGUCGCCAGCACCGAGGACACGCGACUUGGCGUUGCGGACUGGAUGUCACAGCACGUGCAACUGCACGCGGCAGAGUAAAUCGGCACAAGCUUGAUGAACGCGGUGCAACUUGUGGCCUGCGACAGCUUGGCUCUCUCCCUGGCCACAGCGGAGCACAAAGAGGAGAGGCGGUGGUUGUGUCUACACCCACCACGCCCGGCUGCCUUCGUCUCUCCGCUGCUGAAAUUUCACACCGCACCAGGAGCCCAUUUGAGGCCGAGUCGAUCUAGGUGAGGCCCCAGGAGGGAGUCGUGAGACGUGGCUGGGGAUUGAACUUGGGCCACUGCGUUUGUAGCGCAAAUGCGUUAACCUCCGCGACAACCCAUUUUGCAUCCGAACGCGUAGGUCUUCCAUGUAGGGGAUUAGUAGUACUGACGUGGUGGGGCCGGGCAGGAGGUGCUGUGGCCUGCGCCUCGCACGGAUACUUUCACAGACCCACGAAGGGUGUGGCGUGGCUGUGCUCGCACACAAAUACGUAGAAAAAGACCAAGAUCCCCCAUAUAGCCUGAACAGACUUGGGGCAAGUGCUGUUAGCGAGCACCUAUGAAGGCCGGCACGGCACGCGAGGGGGUGGGUGGUCAACACCACGCCAGGCGGCCUUUGUCUCCCCAGUGGUGAUGUUUACACACCGCACCAGGUACUCAUUUGAGGCUGAGUUGACCUCGGGGAGGCCCAGGACCGGUUCAAAUAAUCGUCACCGGUGUUGACCGUGAGCGGGAAUCGAACUCGGGCCGCAGAGUUCAUAGCGUUGCUAACCGCUGCACCACCGCUCCCCACAGACACACACAGACACACACGGACAGCGCGAUGGUGGGGUUGGACUUUGACGUGCGCACCUACUGCUGCAACCUCCGCGCCACCAAGCCGCCCUACGAAUGCCCCGUCUCCUCGUGCCGCAAGAUCUACAAGUCCUACAGCGGCAUCGAGUACCACCUCUUCCACUACGAGCAUGGGGACGGCGCGGGGGCGCCCACGCCGGCGCGCAAGCCCCGGGGCCGCAAGGGCCGCGGCGGCAGCGGAGGGGCCUCCGGGGCUCCGUCCCCGGGGGCCACGGGCGGCGGCGGCGGCUCCGCUCGCUCUCCGGGGCGCGACGCCCUCACCUACGCGCAGGCGCAGCGCCUGGUGGAGGUCGACCUGGACGGUCGGAUCCACCGCAUCAGCAUCUUCGACUCCAUCGAGAUCGUGGACGAGGACGAGGACGAGACGGCGCCGCAGCCGGAGGAGAAGGAGGCGGCGGUGGCGGCCGCCGGAGGGGACGAGCGGCGACAGCGCAACCACAACAACGGCACCGGCGGCCACGAGAACGGCGACGGUAAGAACGGCGUCGCCGGCAUCAAGGAGGAGGAGGAGGCCACCGAAGGAGCAGGAGGAGGAGGAGGAGGCGCGCAGAGGGAGGUGAAACACGAGCGCACGAAACACAAGGAUGGGGGAGCCGCGGAGACCGGCGCCGGCAACAAAGAGAACGCCGACGGAACGGCGCAGCAGCAUCAGCAGCAACCCAAGAGCGGGCGGCACAAGCACAAGGAGCGCAGGAGGGACGGAGGAGGAGGGAGCAGCGGGGGUCCGGGCGCCGGCGGAGGAGGCGCGUGGACGUCGGCCCACCAGGGAGCGGUGGCCACCCCCGGCCAGGCCGCUCCCGGGGCUCCCGCCGGGCCGGGCUCCGGCUCGGGGUCCGGUUCGGGGGGAGCGGCCCCCUCCGGUGCGGCGUGCGCGCCGGCGGGGGGCCCGGCCCCGUGCAAGAUCCCGGAGGCGAUGUUCCGCGUGAUCGAGUACGACGCGCCUGUGGCGCCCGCGCGCCCCAGCGCCUACUACAGAUACAUCGAGAAGUCCAGCGAAGAGCUCGACGAGGAGGUGGAGUACCACAUGGACGAGGAGGACUACGCGUGGCUGGAGAUGAUGAACGAGCGGCGGCACGCCGAGGGCCUGCCGCCCGUCACCCAGGAGUCCUUCGAGCUGCUCAUGGACCGCCUGGAGAAGGAGUCGUGCUUUGAGAGCCGUGCCAAGCCCCCGGGCGGCAUCCAAGGCGACGCGGCGGGGGCCGGCGCAGGGGCCAACGCGGCCGACCUCUCCGGGGCGUCGGUGCCGCUGCCCCCGCCGGACGAGGACGCCCUCUGCUGCAUCUGCAACGACGGCGAGUGCCAGAACAGCAACGUGAUCCUCUUCUGCGACAUGUGCAACCUGGCGGUGCACCAGGAGUGCUACGGGGUGCCCUACAUCCCCGAGGGCCAGUGGCUGUGCCGCCGCUGCCUGCAGUCGCCCUCGCGGGCCGUGGACUGCGCGCUGUGCCCCAACAAGGGCGGCGCCUUCAAGCAGACGGACGAUGGGCGCUGGGCGCACGUGGUGUGCGCACUAUGGAUCCCCGAGGUGUGCUUCGCCAACACCGUCUUCCUGGAGCCCAUCGACAGCAUCGAGCACAUCCCGCCGGCGCGCUGGAAGCUCACCUGCUACGUGUGCAAGCAGCGCGGCUCGGGCGCCUGCAUCCAGUGCCACAAGGCCAACUGCUACACGGCCUUCCACGUGACGUGCGCCCAGCAGGCGGGACUCUACAUGAAGAUGGAGCCCGUGCGCGAGACGGGCGCCAACGGGACGUCCUUCAGCGUCCGCAAGACGGCCUACUGCGAUAUUCACACGCCGCCCGGCAGUGUGCGGCGGCCGCUGCUGCUGACAGGCAGCGAGAGUGACGGCGAGGACGGGGAGGGCGGCGCGGCUGGAGGCUGCACCCCGGGCUGGUCGGCCAAGAAAGCCAAGGCCAAGUCGAAGCAGAAGAUGAAGAAGGCGCGGAAGAUCCUGGCGGAGCGGCGCGCCGCUGUGCCCAUCGUGUCCGUGCCGUGCAUUCCUCCCCACAGGCUGAGCAAGAUCAUUAGCCGCGUGUCCAUGCAGCGCAAGAGCCAGUUCAUGCAGCGCAUGCACAGCUACUGGACGCUCAAGCGGCAGUCCCGCAACGGCGUGCCCCUUCUGCGGAGGCUGCAGUCCCACCUGCAGUCGCAGCGAUCCAUGGAGCAGCGCGAGCACCUGGGAGAGAAGAGGCACGCGCUGAAGGAGCAGCUCAAGUCGUGGCAGCGCCUGCGCCACGACCUGGAGCGGGCGCGCCUGCUCGUCGAGCUCAUCCGCAAGCGCGAGAAGCUCAAGCGCGAACAGAUCCGAGCGCAAGAGGCCGUGAUGGAGGCGCGGCUGAUCCCGUUCGUCAUCUUCCUACGCCGGACUCUGGAGCUGCUGCAGGAGCGAGACACGGGCAGCAUCUUCUCGGAGCCCGUGUGCCUCGAGGAGGUGUCGGACUACCUGGAUCACAUCAAAACCCCCAUGGACUUCUCCACGAUGCGGCAGCGCGUGGACUCGCACGAGUACCGCGGCAUGGACACCUUCGCCGGCGACUUCCAACUCAUCGUCAACAACUGCAUGCAGUACAACGCCAAGGACACGAUUUUUUACCGCGCGGCCGUGCGGCUCAGGGACCAGGGCGCCGUGAUCUUGCGGCAAGCGCGAGCGGCAGCGGAGCGGAUCGGCUUCAACUACGAGAGCGGAAUGCACCUCCCCACGGCGCCAGCCGCUCCGUCCGCCCACGACCUCGUGGCGUCGAGGCGGGGGAGCAAGGCCGGCCGCGGUGACCGCUCCCUCCACCGGGGGGGCCCGCCGCAGAGCGAGCGCCACGGCGCCGCCGGCGGCGCCGCGUCGAAGCGGCGCCCGGGACGGGCGGAGGGGCCGCGGGUUCCCCGGUGCGGGGGCGGCGCCCCUCCCCCCACGACCCUCCCGGGGGGGACUCGCCGGGGCUCGGCCCGCUCGGCCUCCUCCUCUUCCUCCUCCUCAUCCUCCUCCUCGUCGUCCACCUCUUCGCCGUCGUCUUCGUCCUCCGAAGACGAGGGCGGCGGCGGCGUCGGCGUGGAGGGGCCGGAGAGAGGCAGCGGGGGCAAGGGUCGAGCAGCGGCGCCGGGGCCUCGGGGCCAGGGGCUGCGGGGUCACGGCGGGGAGCGGGGUCACGGGGGGGAACGGGGUCGCGCCGGGGGUGGGGGUCGCGGGAGGGGUCGGGGUCGCGCCGGACGCCACGGCGGCAAGAGGCGGCUCGCUGACGGCGACGCCGGGUCCGCGGCAGCAGCAGCUGCAGCCUCCGUGGGUGAGUGGCUCCCGCACCGCACCACAGCACCAAGCCCCGUCACACCCGGGAGGACAGCAGCUGCAGCCUCCGUGGGCGACGGGGGCGAGCGCGUGGGCGGAGCCUCGCGGGGGCUGCUGCUAGGGGACGACGACGGGGGGGGCUCCCUGCUGGGGCCGGCGUCCCUCGGGGGGGGGCCGCCGUCGCCGGGAGGCGGCGGCUGCGGAGGCGGCGGCUGCGGCGGCGGCGCCGGCGGCGGAGGAGGAGGCGGAGGUGGCGGAGGCCGCGCGUCCGACGUGGGACGCCGAACCUUCGUGCUCUUCAGCAAGAAGAGCAAGCCCUUCCCCCUGCAGCACCAGCAGCAGCAGCAGCAGCGCCGGCCUGGACGUCCCCCCAAGCACCGUGAGUCCGGCGGAGCGGCGGGGCCGCCGGCGGGCCCCGGGCCGGGCCAGGCCUCGUCCUCGUCGUCCACCUCGUCCGUGGGCGGCUCGGGAGGGCCGGGGUGCGUCCCCGCCGGCGCCGCGGCCGCGGCCUCCGCGCCCCCGGGCUCCGCACCGGGCCCUCGGAAGCGCCCUCGCAGCAGCUCCAGCUCGGAGAGCGACAGCGACGGGUCGUCAUGCCGACUCUCGCACGCCGGCGCAGACGAGGGCUUCGAGUGCAUUGCCCAGGACGCCAACACGCAAAGCUUCCUGGUCUACCGGCACAAGCAGAGCAGCUCCGACUCGGAGUCCACCACCAGCUCCUCCAGCAGCGCCGCCACCGACAACACGAGUGCGUCCCCAGACAAGCAGAGCCGAGGCAAGGCCAGCUUCUCUCGGGUGAACUUCACCGAGGACAGCAGCGACGAGACCUCGGGCUCCGACAACGAGACCGCCGGGGGCGCCGGCGGCGGCGGCGACUCUGGUGGCAAGGGGCUGCCGUGCGCCAGCUGGGACUACGACGACGACGACGACGACGACACCCCCCUGGAGGCGCUUGACCUCGUGUGGGCCAAGUGCCGUGGCUAUCCCUCGUACCCGGCCCUGAUCAUCGACCCCAAGAUGCCGCGCGAAGGCUUCCUGCACAACGGCGUGCCCAUCCCCGUGCCGCCGCUCGACGUGCUCAAGCUGGGCGAGACGCGCAUCAUGGAGGCCACGGAGCCCCUCUUCCUUGUCCUCUUCUUUGACAACAAGCGCACCUGGCAGUGGCUGCCCCGCUCCAAGCUGGUGGCCCUGGGCGUGGAGCAGGCCAUCGACAAGGCCAAGAUGCUGGAGGGACGCAAAUCCAACAUCCGCAAGUCGGUGCAGGUGGCGUACGAGCGCGCCAUGCUGCACCGCAGCAAGGUGACGCGGGGUGACCCCACGUCCGACUCCAGCGACUCGGACUGACGCCCGACCCCCCCCCCCACCCACCGCGCGGCGUCUCGCUCCACGGAUGUCGUCACCGCCACGUGGCGGAGAAGGGGGGGGGAGAAGCGGCGGUGGCGACGCUCGUGCAUCGCCGUCGCCACCUGCACCUCCUCCGCCGGCGACGACGACGCCCGAGCGACCGCGGCGGGGCGAAAGCCUUCGGGGGAUUCUUUUCCACCCCGAUGCAAAAUGUCUCGGAAGUGCCGCACGCAACUCCACGUCGUGCGGUGGAGGUGGCGGACCAGGGCGGGGCGGGGGGGCCGGAGACCGACGUCGAUGAAAGGAUUCGGGGGCUGCCAAGGCACCCCCCUCGCCCCCGUGUGUGCGUGUGAGCACCCGCGAGGAACGAGAGGGCGAAUGAAGCGACCACAUCCUCCGGGGCGGCGGCGAAACAGCCGAGCCGGCGAGCCCCGGUUGGGAGCGGCCCGGACGCCGGAGUGGAGAGCCGUCGGCGCCGGAGCGGCCGUGCUUGGCGUGCGGUCGAGCGGCCGUGGAGCGAAGCGGCGCGGAGCAAGCGUCGCUCCGAUGGAGGAGCGGCGGCGAGUCCGGAACGGGGUGGCCGGUGGAUCGAGGGCGCGGACGGAGGCCGUUGCGGUCGGGACGGUGACGGGGGCCGGAGCCGAUGGAAGAGAAGCGGCCGGACCGAGCGGGCCGCGGCGGGCGUGGGCGCUUGCCGGGGCCGGCAGGUCGUCCGGACGACGUCGAUUUGCCGGGGCCGGAGCGGACCACGAGCGGCCGUGGCUGCGGAGCCCCCCCCUUCCUGCAAGGCGGGAGCAGGGGGGGGCCGCGGGCCGCGUCUUGGACCGGACGCUCGUCGCGCCGCGUACGUCGCCCCGUUGGUGCCGCGUUUAGUUUCCCCGGCUGUGGCGUCGCGAGGGUGUCCCGGCGGUGGCCGCUCCACACUGACCGGUCCCCGUGUUUCCGUCCCCACGGCGCGGACUUCAAUAAAUCGUGCUCCUC
Messenger RNA from Lethenteron reissneri (Far Eastern brook lamprey), 7898 nucleotides. RefSeq names its product peregrin-like. The record is from RefSeq and is a predicted model, not a curated record. NCBI's taxonomy places the organism in Eukaryota, Metazoa, Chordata, Hyperoartia, Petromyzontiformes, Petromyzontidae. Gene Ontology annotation, biological process: regulation of transcription by RNA polymerase II. Gene Ontology annotation, molecular function: protein binding.